AUGAAAAAUAGUAAAGCAGUGGGACUGAAUGGCAUACCUACAGAAGCCUGGAAGGGUCUUGAUGAAGAAGGAAUUGAUAUAUUGUGGCAGUUAAUGAAAAAGAUCAUGGAAAAGGACAUAGUCUUGGUAGCCGAGAACAAGGAAGAACUGGAGGGGAAGCUUGAAAGAUUGAGAUAUUUCUUGGAGAGUAGAGGUUUGAUGAUUAGCAGGAAAAAUACAGAAUAUAUGUCAACCCAGUUGGAGGGUGACCAGCAAACCACAAUCAAAUCAGGUAGGGGAGAUAUCAAAAAGGUUCAUAAAUUCAAGUACCUUGGUUCAGUGAUUGACAAUGAGUGGAACAUGGAAGAGGAAAUUAAAAACCAGAUUCAGUGUGGUUGGAACAAAUGGGGGAAGGUGUACGUUGUUAUAUGUGAUAGGAAAGUUCCUAUAAGAUUUAAGGGCAGAGUGCACAAGGCAGGGGUCAGACCAGCAAUGCCAUAUGAAUUGGAAGAAGCAACUACUAAAGAAAACAGAAGGCAAAAUCUUGGACAUAACUGA
Molecule: messenger RNA, 537 nt
Organism: Macrobrachium nipponense
Lineage: Eukaryota; Metazoa; Arthropoda; Malacostraca; Decapoda; Palaemonidae
Exons: 2
Coding region: 1-537 (178 amino acids)
Source: RefSeq, a predicted model, not a curated record